Messenger RNA from Cygnus atratus (black swan), 3016 nucleotides. RefSeq names its product helicase, lymphoid specific (gene HELLS). The transcript is spliced from 22 exons. Gene Ontology annotation, molecular function: chromatin binding; ATP-dependent chromatin remodeler activity; ATP binding. Lineage: Eukaryota; Metazoa; Chordata; Aves; Anseriformes; Anatidae. Gene Ontology annotation, cellular component: nucleus; pericentric heterochromatin. The coding region runs from base 68 to 2578 and encodes 836 amino acids. Gene Ontology annotation, biological process: negative regulation of gene expression via chromosomal CpG island methylation; pericentric heterochromatin formation; DNA methylation-dependent constitutive heterochromatin formation. The record is from RefSeq and is a predicted model, not a curated record.
CGCUUAGCGCGCGGCUUUUGUUCUCGCGAGGCGGGCGGCGCGCGGCGGAGCCGGUGCAGGGGGCGCCAUGCCGGCACGGAGCGCGGGCGGCAGCGGCGAGCCGCCGGGAGCCGAGAUGGGCGAGCAGGCGGUGAUCACGCCGGCCAUGCUGGCGGAGGAGGAGCAGCUGGAGGCGGCGGGGCUGGAGAAGGAGCGGCAGAUGCUGGAGAAGGCUCGCACUUCUUGGGACAGGGAGUCAAGUGAAAUGCGAUAUAAGAGGCUUCAGCAUUUGCUUGAAAAAAGCAACAUUUAUUCGAAGUUCUUGCUAACCAAAAUGGAACAGCAGCAACUGGAGGAACAGAGAAGGAAAGAGAAGUUAGAAAAAAAGAGAGAGAUGAUGUUAAAAUCUGCAAAGGGUCAAAGUCCAGCUGAUGGCAAAGAGGAGAAAUCAGCUGCAAAAAAGAAGAGAGGGAGAGAAGACGGAACGUACAACAUCUCAGAAAUUAUGUCUAAAGAGGAAAUCUUAUCAGUGGCAAAAAAAAGUAAAGUGGAAAAUCAGGAUGAAAGCUCUUCUGAUAACCUGUGUCCAGAAGACCUGCAGAAAAAUGGAGACUCAAAUAGUGUCAUUAAGGAUAGAUUGUGUCAAGCUGUACGACACAGUGCCAAGCAAUUCCUUGAUCCAGUACGGAAAUAUAAUGGACAACCAGUGCCUUUUCAACAGCCAAAGAUUUUUACUGGAGGUGUAAUGAGGUGGUACCAGGUGGAAGGCAUGGAGUGGCUAAGGAUGCUUUGGGAAAAUGGUAUCAAUGGCAUUUUAGCUGAUGAAAUGGGGUUGGGGAAGACAAUCCAGUGCAUCGCAACAAUAGCACUGAUGGUGGAGCGAGGAGUCCCUGGUCCCUUCUUAGUAUGUGGUCCUUUGUCUACUCUUCCAAAUUGGAUGUCUGAAUUCAAAAGAUUUACUCCAGAGAUUCCAAUAAUGCUGUAUCAUGGAGCUCAGCAGGAACGUCGUAAACUGGUUCGAAAAAUUCAUGGGCGACAAGGAUCACUGCAAAUCUAUCCGGUGGUCAUUACUUCCUUUGAAAUCGCAAUGCGAGACAGAAAUGCCCUGCAGAAUUGCUUUUGGAAAUACCUGAUAGUAGAUGAAGGUCACAGGAUUAAAAAUAUGAACUGCCGUCUUAUCAGAGAAUUGAAACGUUUUAAUGCAGACAAUAAACUGCUGUUGACUGGUACCCCCCUGCAAAACAACUUGGCAGAACUUUGGUCGUUGCUUAACUUCCUGUUGCCAGAUGUGUUUGAUGAUUUGAAAAGUUUUGAAUCAUGGUUUGACAUUACCAGCAUUACAGAAACUGCCGAAGACAUCAUUGCUAAAGAAAGGGAGCAAAACAUCUUGCAUAUGCUACAUCAGAUUCUGACACCCUUUUUACUGAGAAGACUGAAAUCUGACGUUGCUCUUGAGGUUCCUCCCAAACGAGAAGUUGUGGUAUAUGCGCCCCUGGCAAAGAAGCAAGAAACAUUCUAUACUGCCAUUGUAAAUCGUACCAUUAGGAAACUGCUUGGAAAUAACGAGGAAGAAGUAAUUGAGUUGAGUCCAACAGGCCGACCAAAACGCCGUAGUCGAAAACUGGUUGAUUAUUGUGAAGAACAUAAUGGUUCACCUGAUGACUUGGAAAAAUUGAUCAGCAGGAUGCAAGAGGAAGUGGAAAAAGAGAGGCCGGUGGUAGAAGUGAGCAUGCCCAUGGAUUCGGAGGUGAACCUUAAACUACAGAAUGUUAUGAUGUUACUGAGGAAAUGCUGUAAUCACCCCUAUCUUAUUGAAUACCCAUUGGACCCUGCUACGCAACAAUUCAAGGUUGAUGAAGAUUUAGUAAAGAAUUCAGGCAAGUUCCUUCUCUUGGACCGGAUGCUUCCAGAAUUGAAAAAGAGAGGACAUAAGGUCUUGUUGUUCUCACAAAUGACUAUGAUGCUUGACAUCUUGAUGGAUUACUGCUAUUUGAGAGACUUCAAAUUUAGUCGAUUGGAUGGGUCUAUGUCCUACUCAGACAGAGAAGAAAAUAUGCAUCAGUUUAAUAAUGACCCUGAAGUCUUCCUGUUCUUAGUGAGCACGAGAGCUGGAGGCUUGGGCAUUAACCUAACUGCGGCAGAUACAGUUAUCAUAUACGAUAGUGACUGGAACCCCCAGUCAGACUUGCAGGCCCAAGACAGGUGUCAUAGAAUUGGCCAGACAAAACCAGUGGUUGUCUAUCGUCUUGUGACAGCAAAUACAAUCGAUCAGAAGAUUGUGGAGAGAGCCGCUGCCAAGAGGAAGUUGGAGAAGCUGAUUAUCCACAAAAAUCAGUUUAAAGGUGGCAAAUCUGGCCUAGCACAAUCAAAGAGCUGUCUGGACCCUCAGGAAUUACUAGAAUUACUGAAAUCCAGAGACUAUGAGAGAGAGGUUAAAGGAUCUAAAGAAAAAGUAAUCAGUGAUAAAGACCUUGAGUUACUCUUGGAUAGAAGUGAUCUUAUUGAUCAAAUGAAAACUGACACAGUUAAGAAGAAAAAAACGGGUGUCUUCAAGGUCUUGGAGGAAUCAUCGGAUUCCAAUGCAGAAUGUGUCUUUUAACGUGCAAAUGGCCUGUUGUCUUACAUGACAAACAUGACUGACAUCAGCUCUUUCAGAGAUGUCAUUAUACAUACUGAUCCUUUAUGCUGACUCUUUAUGGCGUUUUUCAGAUCCCUCAGUUCUUUCAGUGAAUUUUGACGUGUUCUAAAGUGUGAUGUUUAUUAUAGUUUCAUGUUUGUAGCUUUGUUAGCCUCUGAUAAAGGAUUAAGAAAAUGAGCAUGUUUCAUAUUUUCAGCUAGCUUUUGUGAUCAGUGGUAAAAACUGGCAAACUUGUGUAAAAUCUUCCUGUGGAAGUCCUAAAACACUUUUUUUUUUUUUUAAUAUGGUGUUAUGAUCUUAUUUGGAAGGGAAAGAGCGUAUGCCUUUGUAACAGCUUCUGUUUUGUUUUUUUUAACUUCUGCAAAUUAUUUUGAUAAAUAAAUGUCUGGUUUGUCCGAA